AUGUCUUCAUCGCAGCCUUUGUACUAUAACGGCCAACCAAGAAACGCCACAUCUGGACACACAUUUGACUCCGUCAACCCAUCUAAUGGAGAGCCACUUGCGAGCAUUCAGGCCGCUUCAAAGUCUGAUGUUGACGCGGCCAUUGCGUCCGCCAAAGAAGCCUUUCUGUCAUGGUCCAAGGCCCCGGCUAUAGUGCGAUCUCGAAUACUUCUAAAGGCCGUUUCGAUCUUGCGAGAGCGGAAUGAUUCUAUCGCUGCUCAAGAAACAAGAGACACAGGCAAGCCCUUCUCGGAGACUAGCACCGUUGAUGUAGUUACUGGAGCAGAUGUGCUCGAAUUCUUUGCCAAUCAUGUCGCCGGUGGCGGGCUGAACGGAGAGACCACCCAGCUCAGAGAGGAUGCCUGGGUGUACUCCAAAAAAGAACCGCUAGGCGUCUGUGCUGGUAUCGGCGCUUGGAAUUAUCCCGUUCAGAUCGCUCUUUGGAAGUCUGCGCCAUGUUUAGCCGCGGGCAACACCAUGGUGUAUAAGCCAAGCGAGUUUACCCCAUUACAUGGACUGACCCUUGCCGAGAUUUAUUCAGAGGCUGGUGUACCAGCUGGUGUUUUCAAUGUGGUUAGCGGCGCCGGUGAUGUUGGAGCUUAUCUGUCAGGACAUGAAGAUAUCGCCAAAGUGUCUUUCACUGGACAGGUCAGCACAGGCAAGAAAGUCGCUGCAUCUGCAGCGGGAGGCAUGAAGUAUACGACAAUGGAAUUAGGCGGCAAGAGCCCAGUCCUCAUCCUACCGGAUGCAGAUGUUGACCAAGCCGUUGACGGUGCCAUGAUGGCGAACUUCUUUUCCACGGGGCAAGUCUGUACCAACGGCACGAGGGUCUUCAUUCCGAAACAGAUGAAGGACGCUUUCGAGAGCAAGCUUGUAGAGCGAAUGGGACAUGUUCGUGCUGGGGAUCUGAUGGAUAUGAACACGAAUUUCGGACCUUUGGUCAGUAAGGUCCAUUUGGACAAAGUUGUCGCAUACAUCCGCCAUGGUAUCGAUGUUGACAAGGCAACGCUACUUUAUGGAGGGCCAGAGAAACCACCGUCGCUCAAAGGCAUGGAGCAUGGUUUCUGGGUCCAGCCGACCGUUUUUUCCGACUGUAGCGAUAACAUGAAAAUUGUUCAAGAGGAGAUAUUUGGGCCUGUCCUUUCAAUACUCACCUAUGACAAGAUAGAUGAGGCUGUGGCUAGGGCUAAUGCUACACCGCUUGGUCUUGCAGCGGGUGUCUUCACCAAAGAUCUUAAUUUAGCUCAUCAAGUAGUUGCAAGGCUGGAGGCUGGAAUCACCUGGGUCAAUACUUGGGGUGAGAGUCCUGCCGAGAUGAGCGUCGGAGGCUGGAAGCAGAGCGGCUUGGGUGUAGAAAACGGGAAACGAGGACUAGAAGCCUGGGUUCGGAAUAAAAGCACAUUAGUUGACAUGAGCGGCGUUGUACCUUCAGUGUUCUCGAAAUUAUGA
Messenger RNA from Bacidia gigantensis, 1488 nucleotides. RefSeq lists its product as uncharacterized. Bases 1 to 1488 code for a protein of 495 amino acids. Gene Ontology annotation, molecular function: aldehyde dehydrogenase (NAD+) activity. Lineage: Eukaryota; Fungi; Ascomycota; Lecanoromycetes; Lecanorales; Ramalinaceae. The transcript has a single exon. The record is from RefSeq and is a predicted model, not a curated record.